This is a messenger RNA of Erythranthe guttata (spotted monkey flower), 1182 nucleotides long. RefSeq lists its product as uncharacterized. Lineage: Eukaryota; Viridiplantae; Streptophyta; Magnoliopsida; Lamiales; Phrymaceae. The record is from RefSeq and is a predicted model, not a curated record.
AUGGGUACCGACGAACAGCAACCGGGUACCAAACCCGAAUUCCGCCGGUUCCUCACCGCCGCCGAGUACUUCCUAAGCGUCCGCCAGUUCGACGACUGCCGUACGUACGCCGUCCGCGCCCGUGAUUCCGACCCGAACCACCCUGCCCCGACCCAAAUCCUCUCCAUAGCCUCCGUCCUAUCCGCCCCGAACAUCUCCUCGACCCGACCCGACUACUACUCCGUCUUCAAUCUCCCCCACUUCGAGCCGGACUCUGCUCGAAUCAUGUCCGCCUUCAAAACCCUAGCCCCUAUUCUCAACCCGAAAGAUAACCCGUACCCGCUUUCGCCCGAGGCGUUUGCCGCCGUCCUGAGCGCGUGGUCCGUGCUGUCGAACCCUGCGAAGAAGGCGAUGUUCGACGACGAGUUGAGGAGGAGCCUCGACGCCGCCGCCGCCGCAGGCGGCGGCGGCGGCACUUUCUGGACGGUAUGCCCUUAUUGCUACUACGUCUACGAAUACGACAAGGCUUUCCAGGACUGCUCCUUGAGGUGCGCGAACGAGGGGUGCAGGAGAGUGCUGCACGCGGCGGCGAUAGCAGAGCCGCCGCCGCCGGAGGUGGUGGAGAAGGGCGGUUACUUGUGCCCUGGGUUUGUGCCGCUUGCAGUUCGCAACGAGGAAAUUGUUGGAGAGAAAUUGUGGGGCCCGUUUGCAAGGAAGGUGUUUGAUAACGGUUCUUCCGGCGACGGAGGAGGGCUUGUGGUUGAUAUCUCCGACGACGAAACUCCGUGUACCGAAGAAGAUGCUGAAAAUAAUUUUGAAAAAUUGGGAUUUCAGGAUCAUUGUAGUAGUGGUAAAAGGAAGCAAGUCGAAAGCAAAGAAGAUAGUGAUAAUUUGGAUGGCAAUGGUGGAAAAACCGAAAGCAGGGGUAUAAUCGGAAACGACCGUGCGUGUGUGGAGAGCGGUGAGAAGGGGGUGGGGAAGAGAAGGAAGAAAUCAGUACCGUGGAAUUCGAAGAAGUUGAUGGGAAGAGGGUUUAGAAUUGAGAGCAAUCAAGCUCGAUUCUUCGUUAAUGGAGAAAGGCAUCAUAAUAUGAAUGUGGAUGAAGUAUUUUUCGGUAAUAAUGUAGGGAGUAGUAGUGGAGUGGAGUUUUUUGAAAGGGGUGAUGAUGAUGAUGUUUUCGUUGGGCUAAAUCUCGAUUUUUGA